Molecule: messenger RNA, 1566 nt
Organism: Trichoderma harzianum CBS 226.95
Lineage: Eukaryota; Fungi; Ascomycota; Sordariomycetes; Hypocreales; Hypocreaceae
Exons: 3
Coding region: 1-1566 (521 amino acids)
Source: RefSeq, a predicted model, not a curated record
AUGCAUGACGCCAAGCCUCAGACAUAUAUCCAGGCCAUUGGAAGUGCUGGAUUUUCCUCUCAACCCGGUGUUUGGCAACCAUCGCCAAGUGUCGAUCCAAGCACUGGUUAUCCCUCAUCGGAGACUAACUCCAGUACUCUCUCUCGGGGUAAAGGUAAAGGCAAACGUCCUCGGACUGCAAGUAUGACACGGCCCCAUCGUCCAUUAGAUCCGGAUCUCUAUCCCUAUGGAAACCGUGGAGCCCAUACCCAGGAUCGGUCCCAGAAUGCCGGAAUAUCAAAGAGGCGUCCGUCAAAUGGACAAGUCCCUUUACUUCCCAGAUCUCCACCACAUGGGGUGGCUGAUAGAGGUGGUGUAAGUAUGACUAGUGGAAAGCCAAUUCCAAAGAAGCCUCGCGGGAAACGCACUGGGCCUUUGCGUGAAGGGGGGCGGCAGCUCGCAACCAGAAGGAGAAACGAGCGGACCGUAUGCAUUGGCUGUAAGAUGGCCAAAGUCAUUUGUGAGGGUCGAGAAGAUGGGAAGGACUGCUUGCGGUGCUCCAGUAGCAGUAGUAGUGCCCCUAAGCCAUUUGUAUGUGCUCCUGCGAGUUUCUUUGAACUUGUUCAACAAGGCAGCACCGUUUUACUUGCUCUCCACAUGAUUUAUCCUCUUUCCGCCCACGGCUUCCGUCAACCAAUCGAGUUACCUUCAGAGAUAAAUAUAAGACACCUACUCCACAUCUUGGACGAACUGCGAAAAAAUUACGACAGCAUCCGCGUAUACGGAAGACAGGGAAUACUCUACGAGCUUGACAUCCGCGCCUGUUGGGUAUACAUCAACUCCAGCUGCUCCCCUAUACCCCAUCCAUUCCGACAGUUCAUCAAUGGACUCAAGGUUCAAAGACAAGAUACGUGGAAGACAUGCAUUAGGGAUGGCUACGGUCAACCGUUGAAUAGAGACACCCUGUGCGAUGUGCUCCUUGCGCUGGAUGACAUGGCUCCGUGGGCCACAUACACUCUAAAGCCAAAGUCUCAUGACCUCUACGGGCCGAUAGGCGAUGAAUUUGGGACAACCCUUGCCCCAGAUGAUGGACAGCAAAGACAAGUUAUCAUCGCUGCAGCCCAAUUGUCACGAAUAAUAGGGCGUAAGCUAGAGCUCGAAUUCUACGAUCAGCUCAAAAAGGCCCUUGCCAACCCUAGCAUCUGCCAUGAACUAGUUCUUGAAGUCGGCCGCACACUCAUGUCUCUCCGCCGCCGCUUAAUCAUGUGGACUUACCAUUGGGAACGUGUAUCCCCUUCCACGACACCCGAGCCUGAAUCGCAACUUAAUGAUGGUAGAGACGGUAAUACAAUGAGCCGCCUCAGGCAGCUCUGCCAGGUCCUCUACGUUUAUUUCUGCUACAUGAGACGGCGACUGCCCGCUAAUGAGCAAGAAAGCAUACGUACCAUGACGGUGCUGUAUCCUGACAAGGCCGGGGAGGUGCAAGAGAGCUUCCCACAGUUCGAGAGCAUUGAGGGAUUUGAGGAGUGGCUAUAUUUUAAAGAUCAACCAACGGCAGAGACGGAUAUGGACAGCGACCAGAUGUAA